Molecule: messenger RNA, 1872 nt
Organism: Dunckerocampus dactyliophorus (ringed pipefish)
Lineage: Eukaryota; Metazoa; Chordata; Actinopteri; Syngnathiformes; Syngnathidae
Gene: rab31
Product: RAB31, member RAS oncogene family
Exons: 7
Coding region: 545-1129 (194 amino acids)
Molecular function (GO): GTP binding; GTPase activity
Source: RefSeq, a predicted model, not a curated record
UGACACAUUCUUUUGAGUAUGUGUCUUACUUUUGUCCAAUUAUGGUGGUAGAUAAAAAUGACAAAACUAUAUUACAAAAGAGUAAAUAUUGUGGGGGCAAAUUGGCUGUACAAGUAUAACACAGCAGUUAGGGGUUUUGUCAUCUUUACUGUUGCCGAUUUGGGUCCUGUCAAGUUCCACAACGUCUACACAUACUAUUCAGGAAGUUUACAAAAUUAUACCACGUAUUCAUUUACUUGCCUUCAGUUUCAAAUUGAGAGGGAAAACCUAAAACGAAUUGGUGGGAUUUACAGAGUGAAGUAUCUUGUGUUCUAUUAGUUUGAAAUAACUGCACUGAGCACUCUUUUUGUCAUCAAUAUUGCUCUUAUUCUGAAAUACGUCACCGGAAAUGAAAGGCAUUUUCGUUUGAGAUGUUCUUGCUGAUGGUCAGCAAGUCAGUCUUGGGCUGGGUUAGAGGAGGAAAAAAAAAAGUUUGAAGUAUGACGAGACAAAGGCACUAAGUGAACACUGACACAUAAUGAUUUAGACACGUUUGCGACGAAGUAUGGCGAUUAGGGAGCUCAAAGUUUGUCUUUUAGGGGACACGGGAGUCGGCAAGUCCAGCAUCGUCUGUCGCUUUGUCCAGGACCACUUUGACCACAACAUCAGCCCCACCAUAGGAGCGUCAUUCCUGACCAAGACUGUGCCGUGUGGGAAUGAACUCCAUAAAUUCCUCAUCUGGGACACAGCGGGACAGGAGAGAUUCCACUCGUUAGCUCCUAUGUACUACAGAGGAUCAGCGGCGGCUGUCAUCGUUUAUGACAUCACCAAACUAGACUCCUUCCAGACCCUGAAGAAGUGGGUGAAGGAACUGAAGGAGCACGGGCCUGAGGACAUUGUCGUCGCCAUCGCAGGGAACAAGAACGAUUUAGGAGACAUCAGGGAAGUACCCAUGAAGGAGGCCAAAGAGUUUGCGGACUCCAUCACCGCCAUCUUCAUCGAGACAAGUGCCAGGAAUGCCGUCAACGUGGAGGAACUCUUCCAGAAAAUUAGCAAACAGAUUCCGCCGCUGGAAAACCCCGACAUGGAGAUCAACGAGUCGUUCAAACUGACCCGCCAGCCCGCUGCGUCCACCAGAAGGUGUUGCUAGUAGUGCAGCAGCAUUGUACGGGAGUGUCUGCUGCCAUAUCAACUAGCACAAAAAAAAACAAAACAGCAGAAGUUUGGUGCCCUCUGGUGGUGUUUGGCUGAACUGCACCCCGGGUCUUCCCUCUGUGUACUGUGGCGUUUAAAUUACAGCAGUUUUUAUCAUGACUACACUUUAUUUGUACAGAAUGUAGCACAGAUGCAGCAUAAGCAGCCUCUCAUUCCACUAAUUUAGCUGUUUUUGAAGGGUUUUAUGAUUAUUAACUGCAGUGCUGCACACAAUGACUGGCAUGGUGGUUACAGUAUGGCGCCCCCUGCUGAAACACUGUGAGCCUCACUUCAUACAAUUGUUUACAUUGACUGUUUUGCUCUGUGUUUUCACAAGAGGGAUGUGCUUCGUUCCAUGUGUUAUUACCCAAAAAGUGUUAUGCAUUUUUCAGUUUGUUACUAUUAAGCAAGUGUUUAGUGUAAUGACCUAACGUGUUCUUUGUAGGAGGAGGUUUUUGCAGCACCUGUGCUUCCUCUAGUGACACUUUCCCAUGCCUCAUCCAUGCUGGACUCAUUCGCUUCAUUUUGGAAUAAUGCCAUGCAACAGUCAGUUGGGAGCUGCAGCUGCACUUUUAACUAGUAAAGUAUGCAGUUAUUUUAUUUUCAUGGUUACUCAAAAGUGCCUCUCUUUUUUGGUGGCCAAGUUUGAAGAAUGAUGCAUGCUGUCUUUGUAUCCUAUCUAACUUCUUUAUGUAACUA